Molecule: messenger RNA, 1001 nt
Organism: Solanum dulcamara
Lineage: Eukaryota; Viridiplantae; Streptophyta; Magnoliopsida; Solanales; Solanaceae
Product: protein ASYMMETRIC LEAVES 2
Exons: 3
Coding region: 108-788 (226 amino acids)
Source: RefSeq, a predicted model, not a curated record
UUUCAUAUUUUUUUUCAGGAGUGUAAUAGUAUUAUUAUUAGUACCAAGAUUUUUAUUGGUCUUCAAUUUGCAGCAAAUAUUCAAAAGUUAAAAACAGGUUGUUGUCAAUGUCAUCUUCAUCAUCAUUAUCGUCGAAUUCACCAUGUGCAGCUUGCAAAUUCCUUCGUAGGAAAUGCCAGCCAGAGUGUGUUUUUGCUCCUUAUUUCCCUCCUGACCAACCACAAAAAUUUGCGAAUGUUCAUAAGGUGUUUGGGGCUAGUAACGUGACCAAAUUGCUUAACGAAUUACAGCCUCAUCAACGCGAAGACGCUGUAAAUUCGUUAGCAUAUGAAGCUGAUAUGCGUCUUCGUGACCCUGUCUAUGGUUGUGUUGGUGUUAUUUCACUUCUUCAACAUCAACUUAGGCAACUACAAAUGGACCUUAGUUGUGCUAAAUCUGAACUUUCUAAGUACCAAAACCUAGGAGGUAUUGCUAGUACUACAACUCAUGGACUCUUAGCAGCUGCAGCGGCUGCAGCUGCAACCACAGCUCACCACCAUCAUCACCAGCAGUUCAACUUCAUGUCUGGAGGUGGUGGUGGUGGAGGUGGCGGGAGGGAUCAUUCCCAUCACUUGUACCACCAUCAUCAGUUUUUUCCAAGAGAUCAACAACAACACCAACAACACCAACACAUGAUUCGAGCAUUCGAAGGUCAUGGAAGCAACAACUUCGAUGCAAGUAGCCUUAUUAUAGGCCAGCUUAGGGCUGCUGGAGCUGAUGGACACCGAACACCGGUGGAUCCAUCUUAGUUACUUUAGGUUAUAUAUGACUUAUUUAAGUUCAUGAGCUGCAAAAAACAUUACUACAACAUUAAGCAUGAUGAUUAUGAUGGCUAAUACUUGUUAAUUAGCCCAUGCAUUAGAGUUAAUUUUCUAUUAUAACUAUUUUUGAGAGACCAAAUUUAUGUUCUAUUAUAAUGUUAAUGAUUUUGUGAGUGUUAUUGAUCUAAUAUUUUAUCACUA